GCCGUUCCGGUUCCGGUACCGAUUCGGCCCGCGGCGCCGGGAAUGGACCCGGCUGAAGCCGAGUUCCUGGCCGAGAAGGAGCUGGUCACCAUAGUGCCCAACUUCAGCCUGGACCGCAUCUACCUCAUCGGGGGAGAUCUGGGUCCCUUUAACCCGGGGCUGCCCGUGAAGGUGCCGCUCUGGCUGGCCAUUAACCUGAAGCAGAGGCAGAAGUGUCGCCUGAUCCCUCCUGAAUGGAUGGACGUGGAAAAGCUGGAGGCCAUCCGGGAUCAGGAACGCAAGGAGGACACCUUCACCCCGAUGCCCAGUCCCUACUACAUGGAGCUCACCAAGCUGCUCUUAAACUACGCCUCAGACAACAUCCCGAGAGCAGAUGAAAUCCGAACACUGGUGAAGGAUACCUGGGACACGCGCAUUGCAAAGCUGCGGCUGUCUGCGGACAGCUUUGUCAGGCAGCAGGAAGCCCAUGCCAAGCUGGACAACCUGACCUUGAUGGAGAUCAACACAACUGGGACGUUCCUCACUCAAGCCUUAGAUCACAUGUACAAGUUGCGGACAAACCUCCAGCCUGGCGAGAGCACCCAGUCUCAGGAUUUCUAGCCUGGGACGGGACAGUGACGGCUGCUACUUGGACUGUAUGCAUGAGUCCUGCUGCACCUUCCUUAAGGCCACUGAUCUCCUUCAGCGCCCCUGGCAGACUGCCACAACCUUCUGGAAACCCACAGCUUUGGGGCAGCUGUAAGUGGCCUAGUUGCUGCACAAAGGCCGGAGUUCCCUGGUGCCUGCGUACUAAUUAGUCCAAGGCUGCUGUUAACCCAGGGCACUCCCUGCUCAGCAGCUUUCCAGCCCACCCCUGCUUUUGGAACAGCCUUGCAAAGCAAAAGUGCUUGCCUGGCAGACCCCCUCCCCCGGCUCCUGUGCAAGAUGAAUCGGCUGCAGAACUCGGGUGCGGCCGGGAGGGGUUGUUUUCUCCCACUCCCUCAUGCUUUGCUGCUUGGGCUGUCUGCUUCAGCUACAUGGAGCAGCAGUAAAUCUGCUCCUUUCUUUCCCUGGGGAUGUGGGAGUGCCUGAGGGCCCUGCCUGCUGCUGGCUGAAAAUGAAGAUGGAGAGGGGCUGGUUUAAACACCUGGUUGGGUGCCAGCUGUCCCCACCUAGCAGUGAACAACAGGCUUAACCCACUCCUGGCUAUUGCUUGCUGGCUCUGGGGACAGGCAAUGGAGAGGUCUGCAGGGCUGGCUUGCCAGGCUCACGUCAUGGAUGUGAGGGAGAAAUACAAGGCAGCAAUGCAUGUUGGCAGGGGAGGAGCCCUGACAGGCGGUGGGGGUGCUGUUCCUGCUGGGGACUUUGCAGCAAAUGCUUCUUGCUCCCUCGUUUUCAGUGUCUGGUUGGGAAAGCCAGGUCAUCUUGGUAUCAAGGGGGCAGCAUGGGGAUGGAGCAGGCGGUUCUUGCCAUGCCGCUACCUGCUGGCCAUUCAGCAGGCUGACUAGUAACUGGGUCCAAACCCCUUUGGGAGGUGGGGGAAGCCAUGGGAUUUUGAAAGAUAGUGCAUUGGGGUUUUUUUAGCUGAAGACACAUACUUGUAUAGCAAAUAAAUGGCAAAGAUGUUUCAA
Molecule: messenger RNA, 1610 nt
Organism: Gavialis gangeticus (Gharial)
Lineage: Eukaryota; Metazoa; Chordata; Crocodylia; Gavialidae
Gene: GINS2
Product: GINS complex subunit 2
Exons: 5
Coding region: 43-600 (185 amino acids)
Biological process (GO): double-strand break repair via break-induced replication; DNA replication
Cellular component (GO): GINS complex; nucleus
Source: RefSeq, a predicted model, not a curated record